Molecule: messenger RNA, 2264 nt
Organism: Andrographis paniculata
Lineage: Eukaryota; Viridiplantae; Streptophyta; Magnoliopsida; Lamiales; Acanthaceae
Exons: 4
Coding region: 1031-2020 (329 amino acids)
Biological process (GO): base-excision repair
Molecular function (GO): DNA-3-methyladenine glycosylase activity
Source: RefSeq, a predicted model, not a curated record
CGUAAAAGAAAAAUGUGAUCCGUAAAGGCGCAGACGAAAAGAGUAUAUAAAAUGGGCUGCGUCAAGCACGGUCUGACUUUGAUAGGUAACACGGCUGGUUCAUAUUGGGCUAGAUACGACACAAAAUUUUCUGGACUCAGGCUUAAAUACUCCCUCCGUCCAAUUGAGAGGUUGUUAUUUUUUAUUUUCGUUCGUCCCAAAAUAAGGUUAUAAUUUUCUAAUUUAGUAAUGGUACUACCUACCUAACAUAAUAAAUACUAUUUCAACUUACAAUAUAUUACAUAAGUGCUAUUACUUUUAUAUUAAACUAUACUAAUCAGGUAUUUUUGUCAUUUUUACUGUAAUAUAAUAUAAUACUAAUAUUAAAAAAUUUAAGUGAAAAAACAAACGCUAUCCUUACAAUGAGAUUGAGGGAGUAUAAUUUUUUAUCAAAUUUUCGGAUCGUGUCUAUUUUUGAAAUAAUAAAAAAAAAUCACGCGUAGCCUUUGCCCUCCACUUGCUGGGGCCCAUCCGUCCGUUAGCCGUUGUUUGUUACUUUAUUCAGCUGUAGCUGUAGUGGUGGUGUUUUCGUAACGGUAGAAAAACUUGCUACCAAACACGCCCUUACCCUAAUCACCCAAUCUGACUCUGACUCUUAGCCUAAUAAAGCCUUCCAACCCUUUUCUCAUUCCAACCCUUACCUUCCCAUUAAUUUAUUUCUAAAAGAUACUAGUACUACUAUAUAUUUGUAUUGUUUUAUUUUAUUUUAUUUUUAUAAUAUAAAAUUGUAUUUUAAUCUAAAGAUAAUAGUUAAAAUAUGAAAAAUGAGCGAGGGCAUAAUCGGGACAUCACUCAUAAUAUAGUCAGUUGCGCUGUGACACGUCAGCAAAGUAACCGGCUACUGGGGGUAACGGUAUCCAAACAGUCCCCCAAAUAUUUAAACGGUUGGUUGUCAACUCCGUUCUGCUAUUUUCCCUCUCCUGAAUUCUUCUCUGCAGAAUUUUGCUUCUAAUAUUAUUACCCUAAAGCUUCUCUAAUUUUACAACGCGAAAUGCCGGCGGCGAUGACGGCGGAGGAAGCGGGCGGACGCUGUUUGGUUCUCGGUUCGGCAGGAAACCGUGUUCGGGUUACGGAAGAGCGGAGGCGGAAGAAGGAGAUGGCGAAGAAAGGAAUUUCUCAGUCACAGGAGAAACCAGUCGCCGCGGCGGAAGCUGUUCUUCGGUCUAAUGGUUCGGCGAAUAGCUCUUUAGAGUCUUCUUCUUCGUCUUCCGGUGGCUUGAAUGUGAAAUCUGGUCCGAGGAGUGUAAUAUAUAGUAAUAAUAAUGGCGUUGUUAAAGCUGAGAGUGUUAUGCGAGAUGAAUCUCUGGCGAUCUCUCCGGCGGUUCCGCUUUCGUUUAAGCGUUGCGAUUGGAUCACGCCAAAUUCCGAACCACUUUAUACUUAUUUCCAUGAUAAGGAAUGGGGAGUCCCUGUUCAUGACGACUCCAAACUCUUCGAGUUGCUGGUUUUAUCACAGGCAUUGGCAGAACACUCGUGGCGGGUGAUCCUAAGCAAGAGAGCAGUAUUUAGAAAGCUCUUUGAGGACUUCAUUCCAACAUCAGUAGCAAAUCUUGAUGUGGGUAGACUGCUGUCAACACGAGUCCCCGGCGGCAUGUUGCUGUCUGAACCUAAGGUUCGUGCAGUUGUCGAGAAUGCAAAACAAGUGCUCAAGAUUCAGCAAGAGCUGGGAUCAUUCAGCAACUACUGCUGGCAGUUUGGGAGCCAUAAAGCGACGAAAAGAGGGUUCCGGAACGGGCGGCAAGUGCCGGUGAAAAGUCCAAAAUCAGAACAAAUGAGCAAGGAUCUGAUGAAGAGAGGGUUGGGGUGCGUGGGGGCCACGGUUGUGUAUUCAUUCAUGCAGGUAGCAGGUUUGGUUAACGAUCAUCUGGUCACAUGCUUCAGAUACACCCAAUUAUGCAACAAACCUCAUCAUCAUCAGGACAACACAUCUUCGGACACAAGACAAGACCACCACACCAAUGUCGUCAUGUCUGAAUUAUAAUAUAACCCUGCAGAGUCAAUACUAAGAUACACCAGGUGCACUUCUCCUCUCUCUCUCUCUCUCACUAAUUGCUAAAAUUUAACUGUUUUUUCAUGUGUGUGUGUAACUAGUAAGUAGUAUUUGAUAUUAUUGGACUAUUUGUUUUCUUCAUCUGUUAUUACUACGUUAAUAUUUGUGACCAUAGAUUAUAUUAUAUAUAUGUGUGUAUGUUAUGAUUGUUUAGAUGUUUUAUUUUCGCUGUCUA